Molecule: messenger RNA, 875 nt
Organism: Theileria equi strain WA
Lineage: Eukaryota; Apicomplexa; Aconoidasida; Piroplasmida; Theileriidae
Product: proteasome subunit beta 7, putative
Exons: 3
Coding region: 60-875 (271 amino acids)
Cellular component (GO): proteasome core complex
Molecular function (GO): threonine-type endopeptidase activity
Source: RefSeq, a predicted model, not a curated record
AAUCACAAUUUCCCACCAGUACACAGGUAAUUGAUGUGUUCGAUUAGUGGUUUUAAAAUAUGAAUUAUGAGUACGUAAAGACCUAUAUGUCCCAGCAGGGAGGCUGGGAUUUUUCAAACUAUUCGAGAAACUCCAGAAUAAAGGACAAGAUUAGCGGGUUUAAUGUCAAAAAGACUGGUACUACAAUUUGUGGAGUAUUGGUGAAAGAUGGCGUCGUUUUGGCCUCCGAUACUCGUGCUACCCAAGGACACAUUGUAGCAGACAAGAAUUGCUCUAAGCUUCACAAGAUUUCUGAUGCAAUAUACUGUGCAGGUGCCGGUGUUGCUGCUGAUCUAGAGCAUACAACAUUGUGGCUGGCAAACAAUAUAGAGCUCCACAGACUAAAUACAAAAAAGAAGCCAAUGGUACAAAUGUGUGUAUCCAUGCUGGUUCAUGAAUUGUACAAGUAUCAAGGAUACAAACAAUGCGCUCUUAUUAUUGGUGGACAUGAUACAUCUGGACCACAUCUGUUUAGCGUUUCACCUCAUGGUUCAUCUGACUCACUUCCGUUUUGUACCAUGGGUUCUGGGUCUCUAAACGCAAUGAGUGUCCUGGAGGAGGGUUACUUUGAUGGCAUGUCUAUAGAGGAUGCCACUAAACUCGCGGUGAAAGCUAUAAGCGCCGGUAUUACCAAUGAUUUAGGUUCUGGUGGAAAUGUAGACGUUUGUGUUAUAACAAAGGAUGGAGCGGAACACAUUCGCACAGCUGCUAAAGUUUGUGGAAGAACAUAUUCCUCCUCUAACUUUACCUUUGCUCCAGGAACUACACAAAUCCUCAAACAAAAUAUAUUGGAUGUAUCCAAACACAUUGUUGUAGAGUCAAUUGAUAUAGACUAG